Postia placenta MAD-698-R-SB12 is the source of this 1395-nucleotide messenger RNA. RefSeq names its product glycosyltransferase family 50 protein. The coding region runs from base 1 to 1395 and encodes 464 amino acids. Gene Ontology annotation, biological process: GPI anchor biosynthetic process. Gene Ontology annotation, molecular function: GPI mannosyltransferase activity; alpha-1,4-mannosyltransferase activity. Gene Ontology annotation, cellular component: membrane; glycosylphosphatidylinositol-mannosyltransferase I complex. The record is from RefSeq and is a predicted model, not a curated record. Lineage: Eukaryota; Fungi; Basidiomycota; Agaricomycetes; Polyporales; Adustoporiaceae. The transcript is spliced from 4 exons.
AUGGUGUCGAAGUCCCUCGUUUCCUUACAACGCCAUCUUCCUCAGCUUUCGUUCUCGCGUGUGCUAGCGAUCUCUGCGGUUCUGCGGGUUGCGCUCAUCUUAUACAGUGAAUGGCACGACGCUCACUCUACGGUUAAGUACACCGAUGUCGAUUACCGCGUCUUCAGCGAUGCGGCGCACUUUGUGCUUAAUCCCACCUCAGCUAACCGAGCCCAGGGAUAUCUAGGACUGUGGACUGGCUCUGGCGAUCCGUAUACCAGAGCAACAUAUCGCUAUACGCCGUUACUUGCGCUCCUCCUGACUCCAAAUGAAUGGCUACACCCGUCAUUCGGGAAAUAUCUAUUUGCAGUAUGCGACCUCCUGACGGGCAUGCUCAUGUACAGGAUGCUCGUCGAUAUCAUCCUUCCCCUUGGCGCUAAAUGCGAGGGGUCUGCAUCCUCAUCUGUGUCUUCGGCGGACCAAGAAAAGCCUACGGACACGACUACCGCCGACACGCGUGUAUUGGAACGAUACGCGACCCUCCUCGUCUCUGUGCAUCUGCUCAAUCCAUUGGUGUUCACGAUCUCCACGCGCGGCUCAUCUGAGGCAAUCCUGUUGCUCUUUGUCCUCUCGACUAUCUACUGUGCCCUGAAACGACGGUGGAAUGCUGCAGCCGUACUGCUGGGUCUCAGCACGCACUGGAAAAUAUACCCGUUCAUCUACGGAGUCGCUUGUCUCGGGUUGGUUGGCAACGGCGUCGGACGUGGAUGGAAAGAAUAUCUACAACGAAUGGUUGACCCACGCGCGCUCAAAUUCGGCGCGUUGAGUGCUGCGACGUUCGCCGCACUGGGUGCGCUGAUGUACUUGAUAUGGGGAUACCCAUUCCUGUACGAAUCGUACCUCUACCACUUGCAUAGGCUCGACCAUCGACACAACUUCUCGCCCUACUUCUACCUCAUCUAUCUCACAUACCCAACACAGUCUUCGCCGCUCGAACUGGAUUCUAUGCCCCUCGGGCAGAGGCUUUUGCGCUCGCCGCUGACCAGCUUUGUACCUCAAAUGGUACUCUCCUUGGGGACAGGACUGCUUUUUGGACGACGGAGAGACGACCUAGUAUUUGCCUGUUUCGUACAGACCGUCGUGUUCGUCGUGUUCAAUAAAGUGUGCACCUCACAGUACUUCUUAUGGUACAUGAUCUUCCUCCCGCUACUCAUUCCGCGACUACGGAUGUCGACUCGACAAGCGCUGCUCUACCUGGGUGUUUGGGCUGGCACGCAGGCGCUCUGGCUUAGCGAGGCGUAUAAGCUGGAGUUCCUUGGGCAGAAUGUCUUCUUUGGACUGUGGGUGAGGAGUCUCAUCUAUGUCGUAGGGAAUUGCUGGGUGCUGGCACAGAUAAUGAGCUGUUAUGCGAGGUGA